This is a messenger RNA of Lottia gigantea (owl limpet), 375 nucleotides long. RefSeq lists its product as hypothetical. The transcript is spliced from 3 exons. Gene Ontology annotation, biological process: response to oxidative stress. Gene Ontology annotation, cellular component: nucleus. The record is from RefSeq and is a predicted model, not a curated record. NCBI's taxonomy places the organism in Eukaryota, Metazoa, Mollusca, Gastropoda, Lottiidae. The coding region runs from base 1 to 375 and encodes 124 amino acids.
AUGCUAACAGAGAUAAGGUUAUGUCAAUGCAUAAAAUUUUAUUUUCAGCUCUCCAAUGCUCUUCCACCGCGAACCAUAGGCUAUCCUUGGACCUUGGUUUACAGUUCUGAGAACCAUGGAUUCAGUUUAAAAACACUGUACAGAAACAUGCAGGGACUGGACAGUCCAGUACUCAUUGUGGUCGAAGAUACCAAUGGCCACGUGUUUGGUGCAGUGACCAAUUGUCCGUUGAAAAUGAGUGACCAUUUUUAUGGAACCGGGGAAUCUUUUCUCUACACUUUCUACCCGGAUUUCAAAAUUUUUCAUUGGUCUGGUGAUAAUAAUUUCUUUUUAAAAGGAAAUCAGGAAAGUUUGGCGAUUGGAUCUGGCCAGUGA